This is a messenger RNA of Olea europaea var. sylvestris, 1309 nucleotides long. Its product is annotated as 4-coumarate--CoA ligase-like 6. NCBI's taxonomy places the organism in Eukaryota, Viridiplantae, Streptophyta, Magnoliopsida, Lamiales, Oleaceae. Gene Ontology annotation, biological process: ubiquinone biosynthetic process. Bases 53 to 1180 code for a protein of 375 amino acids. The transcript has a single exon. The record is from RefSeq and is a predicted model, not a curated record. Gene Ontology annotation, molecular function: CoA-ligase activity. Gene Ontology annotation, cellular component: peroxisome.
UCAGACCAAACGCACCCUCGUUCUCUCUCCUCUGUUGCCGCUUCUCUGUAUAAUGGCAACAUUCUUGAAAACCCACGUAAACUUCCAAGAAGAACAACAAAUCACCGCCGAAAUCCAAGAAACCACUCAAAUCCACCACCUAAGCAGCCGCCACCCGCCGUGGUAUUCACCAGAAACUGGAAUAUACAAAAGCAAACACCCCUCCAUUGAAUUGCCGUCGGAGCCUUUUCUUGAUGUGGUGUCAUUUAUUUUGUCCCAGAAGCAUAAUGGAAUCACUGCUUUUAUUGAUUCUUCAUCUGGGUUUUCAGUUUCUUAUUCGCAGUUUUUCUCAUUGGUGAAAUCCAUGGCCAGUGGACUACACCAAUUAGGUGUAAAACAAGGUGAUGUAAUCUUUAUUUUGCUGCCAAAUUCUAUUUACUUCCCUGUAAUUUUCUUGGGUGCUCUGAGUUUAGGUGCAAUUGUGACUCCAAUGAAUCCAUUGAGUAGUUUGUUAGAGAUAAAAAAACAGGUUGUUGAUUUAAAUCCAAGAUUUGCAUUUUCGGUUCCUAAUAAAGUGGAUGAAUUGAGAAUUGCAUUAGGAGGUUGUUCUGUAGUUGGGGUUCCGGAUUAUGUAAAUUUUGAUAGAAUCCCCAGUGAAAGUGAUUAUCUUCACAAGAUUAUUUUCAGUGAUCCACUUAUGGCUCCAAGGCCUAAAAUUAAGCAGCAUGACACUGCGGCGAUUUUGUAUUCAUCAGGCACCACUGGAAGUGUUAAGGGUGUUGUGUUAACACAUAGGAAUUUUAUGGCCAUGAUGGAACAUUUUGUAAGAUUUGAAUCUUCGCAGUAUGAUUAUCCGAGCACAAGUAAUAUCUACUUGGCUACUGUCCCAAUGUUCCAUAUUUAUGGACUUUCCCAAUUUGUUAUGGGAUUAUUGUCAUUGGGUACUACUGUUGUUGUCAUGAAGAAAUUCGAUGCUGAUGAGAUGGUAAGAGCUAUAGAUGGAUACGGUGUAACUCAUUUUCCCACUGUGCCGCCUUUAUUGAUGACAUUAAUAAGGAAAGUCAAGAGUUCUCCAGGCAAUAGUUUUGGGAGCUUGAAACAGGUUUCAUGUGGUGCAGCUUCAUUGAGCUCGAAAUUGAUAGAGGACUUUAUUCAUACUCUCCCUCAUGUUGAUCUCAUUCAGGUACUCGUUUGUGUAUAAUGUUAAGCGGUUUUAGGCUUUUUAGCUUGCAUGUUGUGAUCUUCUUUAUAAGGUGCUGGACUUAUCCGAAAUCCUAUAUUUUAGUUUUGUUAGAUGCAAUCUAGUACAGGAAAAUAAAAAAUGAAUUUC